This is a messenger RNA of Paramecium octaurelia, 733 nucleotides long. Lineage: Eukaryota; Ciliophora; Oligohymenophorea; Peniculida; Parameciidae. The record is from the annotation of a GenBank genome assembly.
AAUGAUGGCAAAACGUAUACAUAUAUUAAUUUGUUUAUAUUUAACUGUGUGAUCUUCCAUAUUCCCAAUCCACCUCAGAGGACUGACACUUUAUCCCUCUAAACCUAAUUAAUAAUUAUACAAAAAUAAUUAAUAUUUUUAUAGAAACAUAUGGAAUUGGAAAUCUACUAAUUAUUAUCAGCCAUAAGAUGGGAUUGCUCAUUAUAUAGAAUUCAACCCGGCAGCAAUAAACCUCCGCUUCUGCCUACUGGAACCAUCCUGUCUCGAACUAAUUAUUUCUGAUUUAUUGAGAGGCUUUUGGAAUUUGCAAUCUAAUGAAGAAGACCUUGAAUUGAUUUCUCUUCUCCUAAUCAUACUAGAAGCUCUUUGCUCUGGCUGGACUUAAUCAUUUUGUUUUAAUUUGAAUCCAUACUCUAGAUUUUAGUAUAAUUUUAUUACAUACUACACUUUUUGGGAUAGCUAUUAUUUAGUAAUCAUUAAGAUUGACUGCUCCAGUUUUUGAGAGUGGAAAUUAGAAUUAUUGGUUGUGAGAUUGCAGGAAGUUAUACAAUUUAUUGUUUUGUUUUAAGGGCGAUACUUGUGAUAACUUUCUAGUUUUUUUUAAUACUGCGAUGUUUGUAAUUAUCUAAGGAUUGUUGUGAAUAACAUUUAUAUCAUUAGAAUUGUGCGAUUAUCUUUCUACAUCCGAGUAGUUGAUAAUGGAACUAUUUUAAUCAAAUGAAUUGGACCCUGG